This is a messenger RNA of Macadamia integrifolia, 2567 nucleotides long. Its product is annotated as probable ribonuclease P/MRP protein subunit POP5. The transcript is spliced from 5 exons. Bases 1778 to 2242 code for a protein of 154 amino acids. The record is from RefSeq and is a predicted model, not a curated record. Gene Ontology annotation, biological process: RNA modification; tRNA 5'-leader removal. NCBI's taxonomy places the organism in Eukaryota, Viridiplantae, Streptophyta, Magnoliopsida, Proteales, Proteaceae. Gene Ontology annotation, cellular component: ribonuclease P complex. Gene Ontology annotation, molecular function: protein binding; RNA binding.
UGGCAUUCUAAUCCUGAGCUCCUUUUCAUAUCGCAAUCAGUUGAAACCCAACGGCCCUGCCAGAAACCCUGACACCGUUGGCCUCGUCAAAAGCUCGCAAGUACUGUAAAGGCGGGAGGAAGAUCGAUCUCUCUCACGCCCCUUCUGCAGUUCUGUGAGUGUGUUCGAAAAGAAACUAAGUGGAGGCAAGUUGAAGGACUAACGGAGAGCUUGUGCUACUCUUUUAGCCAAUGAGAAAGGUAGGGAGGUUCAUGGAAUGGUUAUUAGAGUUCGGUAUGACUGGGAUAAGUUUGUUCGUAGUUCUUUGCUAAAUUUCUAUACUGUUUCUGGGGAAAUUAACGAUGCACGAAGAGUAUUUGAUGAAUCUGAGAUAAAAGAUGUUGUUCUCUGGAAUGCAAUUAUCAUGGGUUAUUCUCGAGCAGGGAGGGACUUGGAUGCCUUUAUGAUUUUCAAGGACAUGAUUGGAUUGAGAGAUAUUAGACCCAAUGAAGGGACAAUAUUGGGGUUGAUCCUGGCUUGUUUGGUCUCCAAAGAAAUUAAAUUGGGGAAAGAAAUCCAUGGUCAUGUUGUAAAAGAGAUGGGCUUUACCACAUAUGUAAAACUAGGGGCUGCCUUAAUUGACUUCUACUCGAAAUGUGGACAAUUGGUUGAUGCAAGGAAAAGUAUUUGAAGGAAUGCCAGAAAAGAAUAUUGUAGUGUGGAACUCAAAGAUUAGUGGCUAUUCACUAAAGGGAUCUCCAUGCCAGGCAAUUGAUAUUUUUAGGGAGAUGCUUUUAUUGAAUGUUGGAGUUGAUAGGUUCACAAUCUCUAGUGUUCUUUCUGCUUGUGCCCAGUUGGGUGCUUUAGAGCUAGGGAAUUGGGUCCGACAAUUUGCAGAGAACAACAAAAUCUGGGAUGUCUUUGUGGGCACUUCUUUGAUUGAUAUGUAUGCCAAAUGUGGUUUCAUUUCAAUGGCAAGAGAAGUUUUUGAUCAAAUGCCCCAAAGGAGUGUUGCCACAUGGAAUGUCAUGUUUUCUGGGUAUGCAUCCCAUGGGCAAGCUCAAAAUGCAUUGGAUCUCUUCUUUGAGAUGGAGAAGUCUGGGGCUAGACCUGAUUCUGUCACCUUUCUUGCUAUCUUAAAUGCAUGUGCUCAUGUCGGCUUGGUUGAGGAUGGAAAUAGGUUCUUUAAAGUAAUGUUGGAACAUUGGAAGAUUGUUCCCAAGGUUGAGCAUUAUGGAUGCAUGGUGGAUCUCCUUGGACGUGGAGGACUACUUAGGGAAGCCAAGGAGCUAAUCAUGACGAUGCAAAUUGAACCAAACAUAAUUGUUUGGGGAGCUCUGCUCAGUGCCUGCAGCAUUCAUGGUAAUGUUGAGAUAGGUGAGUGGGCAGCUAACCAUGUCCUCAACUUGGAUCCUACAGAUGGUGGCUCCUAUGUGCUUCUAUCAAAUGUUUAUGCAGCAGCUCAGAGAUUUGAUGGGGUUAAGUCAGUGAGGAAGUUGAUGGCUGAGAGGGAAGUUUGGAAGCCACCUGGAUGUAGCAUGAUUGAGGUUGGGGGAAUAGUUCAUGAGUUUGUUGUUGCAAACAGAACACAUCCAAGGUCAGAAGAGAUAUACUCAGUGUUGAGUGAGUUAAGCAGGAGGUUGAAGAUGGCUGGUUAUGUGCCCACAUAUGCUGUCAAUGAAGAAUGUUAGUUGACUAGUUUUCAGAAAUCAAACUGCAGCUUACAUUAUUCUGAUCCUGAAGGAGAAUUUCUAGAGCAUGUUUCUGGAGAACUAGGAGACUAUACUUACAGAGGGUCAUGGUGGCAUUCAAAAAUAGGUACAUGGUGAUGGAAGUUUUGUUGGAUCCAGCCAAGGACCUUUCAAAGGAUGAUCCUAUUACUAUCAGCCAAACAAACAUUGUGAAAGCAAUUAAAGACAGCAUUCUUGUAAACUUCGGAGAGUGUGGGCUUGCUGCGUCGCUUGGAUCAUUGCAAGUUAAAUAUGUGAACCCCAUAACAAAGCUCUGCAUCAUCAGAACAUCACGAGAAGAAUACCAAAAGGUGUGGUCUGCGAUGACCAUGGUGCGGACAAUUGGCAAUUGCCCCGUUAUAUUCCACUUGUUGGACUUGAGUGGAAGUAUCAGAGCAUGCAAAAGUGCAGCCUUGAAGUUUGAUGAAGCAAAAUUUGAACAGUACAAGCUUGUAGCUGGAGAUAGACUUACACCGGAGAUUAUUCAGCACAUGCAUAACUGUCUUGAAAAGAUCAAAUUAUUGGAACACUGAGUCUAAACAAAAUUUGGUGGUCUAUUUCCAUUGUGCAUCAGGGGAUGGAUAGGAGGUUUGAAGAAGGAUAUAAAUACACGCCCUGCUUUUCUGGUAGUCACACAGCUCAGCCCUUCUUGUAACUUUGCUGGCCCCGUCAAAUUAUACAAUUUUGGUUCCAUGCUUAAGCUUAAGCUUAUGCUUAAUCUAUUUCUAACCAAGCUGGGUACAACCACUUUUGUAUCCUCUCUUUUGAACUUUUGCCUCGUUUUAUGCAUUUUAUAUGUGAGGACAGAUUUAUAGUUUCGCUUCCAAGUUAACUUAUAUCAUUGAAGGAUUUUCUUCC